CGCUUGUGAAGUUUUUCGCACGUACCCUUGCAGACGGCCCAGCCUAACUUAGCGAUGCCAUACCUAGCUAACAUUUCUCUGCGCUAGCUAGGUAGUCGUGCGAUGAGAGAUAUUCUGCAAGAGCAGAAUAGCAAUUGAGUGGCCGACACAUAUAAGAGAAACACAUUAAGCCAUCCAAAUGGUGAUCAUGUCAGGCACAGCCACUGUGCUGCAGCAGUUUAUCAGUGGGCUGAAGAAUCGAAAUGAAGACACCAGAGCAAAAUCUGCCAAAGAGCUGCAACACUAUGUGACCACAGAACUCCGAGAGUUAAGCCAAGAUGAAGCCACUACAUUCUACGAUGAGUUGAACCAUCACAUAUUUGAGCUGGUAUCCAGCUCCGAUGUGAAUGAGAAGAAAGGAGGGAUUCUCGCCAUCGUGAGUCUGAUCGGAGUCGAGGGAGGCAAUGCCACCAGGAUCAGCCGCUUUGCCAAUUACCUGCGCAACCUGCUCCCGUCCAGCGACCCUGUGGUGAUGGAGAUGGCCUCUAAAGCCAUGGGCCACCUGUCUAUGGCAGGGGACACCUUCACUGCAGAGUAUGUGGAGUUUGAGGUGAAGAGGGCCCUGGAGUGGCUGGGAGCAGACAGAAAUGAGGGCCGACGCCAUGCUGCAGUGUUGGUGUUGAGGGAGCUGGCUGUGAGCGCGCCCACCUUCUUCUUUCAGCAAGUGCAGCCCUUCUUUGACAACAUCUUCUACGCAGUGUGGGACCCCAAGCAGGCCAUCCGGGAAGGGGCUGUCUCUGCACUGCGAGCCUCUCUCAUCCUCACCACACAGAGGGAGACCAAGGAAAUGCAGAAACCGCAGUGGUACAAACAAACCUUCGAGGAGGCAGAGAAAGGCUUCGAUGAGACUUUGGCCAAAGAGAAAGGGAUGAAUCGCGACGACAGGGUCCACGGGGCUCUCCUGAUCCUGAAUGAGCUGGUCCGCAUCAGCAGCAUGGAGGGAGAGCGCAUGCGCGAGGAGAUGGAGGAGAUCACGCAGCAGCAGCUGGUCCACGAUAAGUACUGCAAGGAGAUGAUGGGAUUCGGAGCCAAGCCCCGGCACAUCACGCCCUUCACCAGCUUCCAGUCGGUGCAGCCCCAGCAGUCCAACGCCCUCCUGGGCCUGCUGGGCUACAGCACGCCGCAGGGCUUCCUCAGCUUCGGAGCCACGCCGGCGCCCGCCAAGAGCUCGCUGGUGGAGAGCCGGUACUGCCGCGAGCUGAUGGAGGAGCGAUUCGACCAGGUGUGUCGGUGGGUGCUGAAAUACAGGACCAGUAAAAACCCUCUAAUCCAGAUGACCACCCUCAACCUGCUUCCACGCCUGGCUGCCUUCCAGCCAAAUACCUUUACAGACCAGUACCUGUCGGACACUAUGGGCUACCUGCUGGCCUGUCUGAAGAAGGAGAAGGAGAGGACGGCGGCCUUCCAGGCUCUGGGACUGCUGGUGGUGGCUGUCAGGACAGAAAUCGAGCCGUACCUCACGAGGAUCCUUGAGAUCAUCAAGGCCGCCCUGCCGCCCAAGGACUUUGCACACAAGAGGCAGAAGACCAUGCAGGUGGACGCCACAGUGUUCACCUGCAUCAGCAUGCUUUCCAGAGCCAUGGGUCCCAGCAUCCAACCAGACAUCAAGGAGCUGCUGGAGCCCAUGCUGGCUGUGGGCCUCAGUCCUGCGCUGACAGCGGUGCUGUACGACCUGAGCCGUCAGAUCCCCCAGUUGAAGAAGGACAUCCAGGACGGCCUGCUGAAGAUGCUCUCCCUGGUGCUGAUGCACAAGCCGCUGCGUCACCCCGGCAUGCCCAAAGGCCUGGCUCACCAGCUGGCCUCGCCAAGCCUCACAAACAUCCCCGAGGCCAGCGACGUAGGCAGCAUCACACUUGCCCUACGCACACUGGGAAGCUUUGAGUUUGAAGGACACUCCCUCACCCAGUUUGUGCGCCACUGUGCCGAUCACUUCCUGAACAGUGAGCACAAGGAGAUCCGGAUGGAGGCCGCUCGGACCUGCUCCCGCCUCCUCACGCCCUCCAUCCACAUGAUCAGCGGCCAUGUUGUCAGCCAGACUGCCGUGCAGGUUGUUGCGGAUGUGCUCAGCAAGCUGUUAGUUGUUGGCAUCACCGACCCAGAUCCAGACAUUCGAUACUGUGUGCUGGCAUCUCUCGAUGAGCGCUUCGACGCUCACCUCGCCCAGGCGGAGAACUUGCAGGCGCUGUUCGUUGCGCUGAACGACGAGGUGUUUGAGAUCAGAGAGCUGGCCAUCUGCACAAUCGGGCGCCUCAGCAGUAUGAACCCUGCCUUUGUCAUGCCCUUCCUACGCAAGAUGCUCAUCCAGAUCUUAACAGAGCUGGAGCACAGCGGUGUCGGCAGGAACAAAGAGCAGAGUGCUCGUAUGCUUGGUCAUCUGGUGUCCAACGCCCCGCGCCUCAUACGGCCAUAUAUGGAGCCCAUCCUCAAGGCUCUCAUCCUCAAGCUGAAAGACCCAGACCCCAACCCUGGAGUGGUCAUUAGUGUCCUUGCGACCAUCGGCGAGUUGGCUCAGGUGAGUGGCCUGGAGAUGAGGAAGUGGAUGGACGAGCUUUUUCCAAUCAUCAUGGACAUGCUGCAGGACUCCUCCUCAUUGGCCAAACGACAGGUGGCGCUGUGGACACUGGGCCAGCAGGUGGCUAGUACAGGUUAUGUGGUGGAGCCCUACCGCAAGUACCCCUCCCUUCUGGAUGUGCUGCUCAACUUCCUCAAGACGGAACAGAACCAGGGCAUCAGGAGAGAGGCUAUCCGUGUCCUGGGCCUCCUCGGAGCUCUGGACCCCUACAAGCACAAGGUGAACAUCGGCAUGAUCGACCAGUCACGAGACGCCUCCGCCGUCAGUCUCUCUGAGUCCAAGUCCAGUCAGGACUCAGCGGACUACAGCACCAGUGAGAUGCUCGUGAACAUGGGCAACCUGCCCCUGGACGAGUUUUACCCCGCCGUGGCAAUCGUCACUCUGAUGCGCAUCCUGCGGGACCCCUCGCUCUCCAACCACCACACCAUGGUGGUCCAGGCCGUCACCUUCAUCUUUAAGUCUCUGGGCCUCAAGUGCGUCCAGUUCCUGCCGCAGGUCAUGCCCACUUUCCUCAACGUGAUCCGGGUCUGCGACGCCAGUAUCCGAGAGUUCCUCUUCCAGCAGAUGGGAAUGGUGGUGUGCUUUGUGAAGAUCCACAUCCGCCCUUACAUGGACGACAUCUUCACCCUCAUCAGAGAGUACUGGACACCAAACAACCCCAUGCAGAACACCAUCAUCCUUCUGAUCGAGCAGAUCGUGGUGGCACUGGGUGGAGAGUUCAAGCUCUACCUGCCUCAGCUCAUCCCACACAUGCUGCGUGUCUUCAUGCACGACAACAGCACCGGACGCAGUGUUACCAUCAAGAUGCUCAACGCCAUCCAGCUGUUUGGUGCCAACCUGGACGACUACCUGCACUUGCUGCUGCCUCCCAUCGUCAAGCUGUUCGAUGCCUCUGAUGUGCCCCUGCAGGCCCGCAAGGUCGCCUUGGAGACACUGGACCGGCUGACGGAGUCCCUGGACUUCACCGACUACGCUUCGCGCAUAAUCCACCCGAUCGUUCGGACACUUGACAGCACGCCUGAGCUGCGCGGCACCUCUAUGGACACCCUGUCCUCGCUAGUAUUCCAGCUGGGAAAGAAGGUAGCUACAGUUGUCCCUCGGGGUUCCCAUUUGGGUGCGAUUAUUCCGACAGAGACUGCUUCCACCCUCCCUGCUGCCAUGCUCCAUAUAACCAGCAUUUCGGUAACCCUCCACCCAGCACCAGUCUUAAUUACCGGUACUUCCUGCCAGACUGCUGAUGUCAUUGACCAUUUGGCGGCGGGGGGCCUAACCUCAGAAGCACCAGCCCACGGCUAUACUCUGGCCGAGGAGGAAGAGGACCCUCUAAUCUUCCAAAAUCGCCAGCUUCGUAGCAACCAAGGCGACACUCUGGUCAGUGGGCCGGUGGAGGCGGGGCCUAUGAAGAAGCUUCACGUCAGCACCACUGCACUUCAGAAGGCUUGGGGUGCUGCCAGGAAGGUGUCCAAAGACGAUUGGCUUGAGUGGCUGAGGCGUUUGAGUGUGGUCCUGCUCAAGGAGUCGUCGUCUCCAGCCCUGCGAUCAUGCUGGUCUCUGGCCCAAACCUACAUCCCUCUCGCCAGGGACCUGUUCAACGCGGCCUUCCUGUCUUGUUGGUCCGAGCUGAGCGAGGACCAGCAGGACGAGCUCAUCCGCAGCAUCGAGCUGGCCCUCACCUCCCAGGACAUCGCGGAGGUCACGCAGACUCUGCUCAACCUGGCGGAGUUCAUGGAGCACAGCGACAAGGGCCCUCUGCCCCUCAGAGACGAUAACGGCAUCGUGCUGCUUGGCGAGAGAGCUGCCAAGUGUCGCGCCUACGCCAAGGCUCUGCACUACAAAGAGCUGGAGUUUCAGAAAGGGGCUUCUCCUCUCAUCCUGGAGGCUCUUAUCAGCAUCAACAAUAAAUUACAGCAGCCAGAAGCUGCAUCAGGGGUUCUGGAGUACGCCAUGAAGCAUUUUGGUGAACUGGAAAUCCAAGCUACUUGGUAUGAGAAGCUACACGAGUGGGAGGAUGCUCUGGUCGCAUAUGACAAGAAGAUUGACAUGAACAAAGAGGAUCCAGAGCUCAUCCUGGGCAGAAUGCGCUGCUUGGAGGCCCUGGGAGAAUGGGGGCAGUUGCACCAGCAGUGCUGCGAGGAAUGGACGCUGGUGAGCGAGGAAACCCAGGCCAAGAUGGCUCGUAUGGCUGCUGCCGCCGCCUGGGGUCUAGGGCACUGGGACAGCAUGGAGGAGUACACCUGUAUGAUCCCAAGAGACACACAUGAUGGCGCUUUUUAUAGAGCGGUGCUAGCCCUGCAUCAGGACCUCUUCUCAUUGGCCCAGCAGUGUAUUGACAAAGCAAGAGACCUCUUGGAUGCGGAGCUGACGGCCAUGGCCGGAGAGAGCUACAGUCGAGCCUACGGGGCCAUGGUGUCGUCCCAGAUGCUGUCAGAGCUCGAGGAGGUGAUCCAGUAUAAGCUGGUGCCAGAGAGGAGGGACAUCAUUAGAGAAACAUGGUGGGAGAGGCUUCAGGGUUGUCAGCGCAUCGUAGAGGACUGGCAAAGGAUCCUGAUGGUCAGAUCGCUUGUCAUCAGCCCCCACGAGGACAUGAGGACUUGGCUGAAGUAUGCCAGCCUCUGUGGCAGGAGCGGGCGCCUGGCACUGGCCCAUAAGACCCUGGUGCUCCUUCUGGGCGUCGACCCCUCCAAGCAACUUGAUCACCCGCUGCCCACGGCCCACCCGCACGUCACCUACGCUUAUAUGAAGUACAAGUGGAAGAGCGCCCGCAAGAUCGAUGCCUUCCAGCACAUGCAGCACUUUGUGCAAGGGAUGCAGCAGCAAGCCCAGCACGCCAUCGCUGCCGAGGACCAGCAGCAUAAGCAGGAGCUCCACAAACUGAUGGCCAGGUGCUUCUUGAAGCUGGGGGAGUGGCAGCUCAGUCUGCAGGGCAUCAACGAGAGCACCAUCCCCAAGGUUCUGCAGUAUUACAGCCAUUCCACCGAGCAUGACCGCAACUGGUACAAGGCCUGGCACGCCUGGGCGGUGAUGAACUUCGAGGCGGUGCUGCACUACAAACACCAGACCAAUGGACGGGACGAGCCGCGGCACGUUGGCGCUGCCAGCGCUAAUAGCGAAGCCAGCAACAGCGACAGCGAGGUUGACAGCACCGACCACAGUCCUGUGCCCUCACCGGGACAGAAGAAGGUCAAUGAGCAUCUGCUGUUUGCUGACCCUCCUCAGGACCUCUCCAAGACACUGCUCCUGUACACAGUUCCUGCUGUACAAGGUUUCUUCCGCUCCAUUUCCCUCUCCAGAGGCAAUAACCUGCAGGACACACUCAGGGUUCUGACUCUGUGGUUUGACUACGGCCAUUGGCCUGAAGUGAACGAAGCCCUGGUGGAGGGUAUCAAAACCAUUCAAAUAGACACCUGGCUGCAGGUGAUCCCUCAGCUCAUCGCUCGAAUUGACACUCCUCGAGCCCUGGUGGGCCGCCUCAUCCACCAGCUGCUUACAGACAUCGGGCGGUAUCAUCCCCAAGCUCUGAUCUACCCACUAACCGUGGCCUCCAAGUCCACCACCACAGCCCGCCACAAUGCUGCUAACAAGAUCUUGAAGAACAUGUGCGAACACUGCAACGCUCUGGUCCAACAGGCCAUCAUGGUGAGUGAGGAGCUUAUCCGGGUGGCCAUCUUGUGGCACGAGAUGUGGCACGAGGGCCUUGAAGAGGCGUCGCGUCUUUACUUCGGCGAGCGUAACGUCAAGGGCAUGUUUGCUGUGCUGGAGCCUCUACAUGCCAUGAUGGAGAGGGGACCACAGACCCUCAAAGAGACCUCUUUUAACCAGGCUUACGGCAGGGACUUGAUGGAGGCUCAGGACUGGUGCAGGAAGUACAUGCGCUCUGGAAACGUGAAAGACCUGACCCAGGCCUGGGACCUCUACUACCAUGUGUUCAGACGCAUUUCCAAACAGCUGCAACAGCUGACCUCCCUGGAGCUACAAUAUGUGUCUCCAAAGCUGCUGAUGUGCCGGGACCUGGAGCUGGCUGUACCAGGCACCUAUGACCCCAACCAGCCUAUCAUCCGCAUCCAGUCCAUCGCCGCCUCCCUGCAGGUCAUCACCUCCAAGCAGCGCCCACGCAAACUCACCAUCAUGGGCAGCAAUGGCCACGAGUUCAUGUUCCUGUUGAAGGGCCACGAGGACCUGAGGCAGGACGAGAGAGUCAUGCAGCUGUUCGGUCUCGUCAACACACUGCUGGCCAACGACCCUGCGUCCUUGCGCAAGAACCUCAGCAUUCAGCGCUACGCAGUGAUCCCGCUGUCCACCAACUCGGGCCUGAUUGGCUGGGUGCCCCACUGUGACACCCUGCACGCCCUCAUCAGAGACUACAGGGAGAAGAAAAAGAUUUUGCUCAACAUUGAACAUCGCAUCAUGCUCAGGAUGGCCCCAGACUACGACCACCUGACGCUGAUGGAGAAGGUGGAGGUGUUCGAACACGCCGUCAACAACACGGCCGGAGACGACCUGGCCAAGCUCUUGUGGCUGAAGAGCCCCAGCUCUGAGGUGUGGUUCGACAGGAGGACCAAUUACACCCGCUCCCUGGCUGUGAUGUCCAUGGUGGGCUACAUCCUCGGACUGGGUGACAGGCAUCCUUCCAACUUGAUGUUGGACCGCUUAAGUGGCAAGAUCCUCCACAUUGACUUUGGAGACUGUUUUGAGGUCGCCAUGACCAGAGAGAAGUUCCCUGAGAAGAUCCCAUUCAGACUGACGAGGAUGCUGACCAACGCCAUGGAGGUGACGGGCUUGGACGGUAACUACCGGAUCACCUGCCACACAGUGAUGGAGGUGCUGAGGGAGCACCGGGACAGCGUCAUGGCCGUGCUGGAGGCUUUCGUCUACGACCCGCUGCUCAACUGGAGGCUCAUGGACACAAACACCAAAGGCAACAAGCGUUCCCGCACCAGGACCGACUCGUACACCGCCGGGUCAGUGGAGGCCCUCGACGGAAUCGACCUGGGAGAGACGACGCACAAGAAACCCGGCAGCACAGUGCCCGAGUCCAUCCACUCCUUCAUCGGAGACGGAUUGGUGCAACCUGAGGCACUCAACAAGAAAGCCAUUCAGAUUAUCAACCGAGUGAGAGACAAACUUACAGGUCGAGACUUUUCUCACGAUGAGACACUGGACGUGCCAACACAAGUGGAGCUCCUCAUCAAGCAAGCCACAUCACAUGAAAACCUGUGCCAGUGCUACAUUGGAUGGUGUCCAUUCUGGUGAAGAACCGCCUCCGGCAGACAAAGUUAAUGCUUGACUUUUUGUCCUCACUGGUAAACCAAGAAGAAACGCUCAACUCAGAUAUUUCUCCCGGUAAAGUGCUUCAGCGACACAGUGCCGAGCCUCUGAGAAAGAUAUCUUGUUUUGUUGUUAUUGUAUAAAUAUCCGAUUUUUUCCAGUGGCAAUGUUUGAAGGUUGUGAGAAAGAGCUCAGUUUGGACCUAAUGAUCAUAAUUGAAUUCAAACUGCUUCAAAUGACUUCCCUCGCUUUUAGCACCAUAAUCAGUUGCUAAAGCUUUCUACGGCAGCCAUAUUGUAAUAAGUUAUGACAUUUCUUACUUCACACACUGUUUUAAAAACCCACCAGUCCGUUGUAUCAUUGUGUAUUAAUGUGACCGAUUUCAAUAACUAACUUAAACAUUCUUAUGAAGUUUACUCAUGACAAGUCAAAUUUGAUUUGAGAGCAUGAUAAUGUACUGUCUGUGUGCCAUUAAACCCUGUACAGAUACCA
Messenger RNA from Anarrhichthys ocellatus (wolf-eel), 8368 nucleotides. It is a transcript of the gene mtor, whose product is annotated as mechanistic target of rapamycin kinase. The record is from RefSeq and is a predicted model, not a curated record. The coding region runs from base 179 to 7861 and encodes 2560 amino acids. The transcript is spliced from 58 exons. Gene Ontology annotation, molecular function: protein-containing complex binding; protein binding; protein serine/threonine kinase activity. Gene Ontology annotation, biological process: TORC1 signaling; negative regulation of macroautophagy. Gene Ontology annotation, cellular component: TORC1 complex; TORC2 complex; nucleus. NCBI's taxonomy places the organism in Eukaryota, Metazoa, Chordata, Actinopteri, Perciformes, Anarhichadidae.